CCAAUUUAUAAAAUUCAAUGUUGAAAUAAAGUAACUAUAAUGAUAAUAAUGAAAGUGUUUGUUCUCAUUGUAUUUUUCUCUUUAUCUUAUGCGAAAACCAAUUUUAUGCCCAACUUACCUUUGGGAGAAUAUUGUUUGGUAGUUGAGAAAAUAUACCCUUGUGAGUCAAAACGUUUAAUUCAAUAUAAUGUUUAUUUGAGUAAAAAGACAUUAAAUGUAUCUGAGUUAAAAGGAAAUAUAACAUACUUAGUACCUUUUGACGAUACUCUUACACUUGAUUUAAAUGCUGCUUCCUGGGGUUCGAUUGGGGGUUGGAAACCAAAUUCAAUGGUUUACACUACAAAGAAUGCAUGUAGUAAUACGAUAAAGGUCCUAGGGAAAGCAUGGAAUAAAAUAAAUAAUGUCUUUAACUCUUUCAAUGCUAGCUGUCCAGUAAGAGUGGGAACAUAUACAACAACAGGUUUUAACUUGAAGGAAUUAUUGUCAGACAAUAAUUUUCCCAAAGUGUAUUUUUACGGAAAAUAUAAAACGACGAUUAAGAUGAAAAAUGUGAGAAAUGAAGUAAUCGGUUGUUUCGUAAUGGAGUAUAGUCUUUUACGACCUUGGGAAAUUCCAAUUUGAUUAAAUUUGACAAAACAAUAAUAGAAUAUGUUAUU
This is a messenger RNA of Rhopalosiphum padi (bird cherry-oat aphid), 656 nucleotides long. RefSeq lists its product as uncharacterized. The record is from RefSeq and is a predicted model, not a curated record. Lineage: Eukaryota; Metazoa; Arthropoda; Insecta; Hemiptera; Aphididae. The transcript is spliced from 4 exons. Bases 40 to 621 code for a protein of 193 amino acids.